AAUUAUGGGAUUAUGCAGAGGCCUUUACUUUUAGGGUCUGGAAACUGCCAUAGUUAGUAUCACAAGCUUUACACAUCAUCACUCUGUUCAAGGCCUAAGAAAAAAAGCAACACCAUGACGUUACGAGAUCUGAUACAUAUCCUCAAUACUUAUGAAAAAUUUAAUGUGACUCUGAUGGAAUCAGCAUAUACAACAUUAUUGCAAAAAAUCAGGAGUCAUGAAAUUACUUAUUCUGAAUUAAAAAAACAUGCAGAGUAUUUGUUGACAACUGUUUGCAGAGACAUUAAUUCUGAAAAGAAUACAUUAGCAAUGAGUGCAGUGAAAGUUCUACUAGUAUGUUUACAAGAGUUUGAUUUCAUCAAAGCAUUUCAUUCAGUCAUCACGGAGGCUCUAAAAAAACAAGCCAACGCUUAUGCCUGUAUGUAUAUUAGCUUGUAUGUUUUGAAGUGUACUCAUUUUCUUUCUGAGGAUCCUGCAUUUUCAGUGGUGUCUUCAUUGGUUCACAAUAAUGAGGAAAUCCAAGACUGUAAAGACAGUGUAUCCAUUGCAGCUGAGGUAGUCCAGUUAUUGAUUCGACUGGAGAAAAUUGCGGAUCAGAAUUUGAAAGCAUCUUUUUCUCCCUGGGCACGUUACAUUUUCUUAGCACUGGGGAGCCCCGAUCAAGAAAUCAGAAACCAGGCUCUUGAAUUGUUAGAAAAGUACAAGGAGCACCUCACCAAUAAUGAAUCAUUAAGCCUGUUUGUAGCUAAAGCCAUCCAGAAUGAGCUUGGCCAGAAUUUGAAAAACUUGUAUGCUAAGAACACAACCUUUGUUCUAAAAGCUUUGGUGUUGGUUGUAAAAACUGUAGGGAAGGAACUGCAUAGUAUUUUAAAGAAGAUGGUAGCCAUAAUUCACCCGAAAAUAGCUUCACCUGAUAAACUUAUGUAUUUUGAUACCUUGGAAAUCAUGAUUAACUGUUUGGUAGCUAAUAAUGCAGAUGUAAUCUGUCAACCAAACACUGUUGACCUAAUUAUGACAUGCCUAAAAGCAAAAUACAAUAUGACAGAGGAAGAAUCAGUCAAGAAAAUACAUUUGUUCUGGCUUCUAGUCAAAGCAUUAGGAUCUAAUAUUUCUUGUCUACGCAACAAGAUCAUUCUUCCAUUGUUGGAGCUUUGUCUUGAAGUCAACAAAAAGCCAGGAAAGUUGGUUUCUAAAUGUUUGACUUUUGAAUUCUUGGUUCGCCUGUUGGAAACUAACUUUUACCAAGACCAAAAUGUUAGUUUAGAAAGAGAACUGGAAAAUUAUAAGUGGUCUUUAGAACCUUUAUCUCAAAAGAUUGAAUGGGAUAUGUCUCCAUUAAGCACAAUGCUCAACACUUUUACUCAGUUAUUGAGCCUGGCCAAGAGAGACAUUGAUGCUGUUAUCCUAGUACAAAUCAGCUUGCAGUUUGCACAACGUAUUAAGGAGCAUCCCAAUACAAAACUUGUCUUCAGUUUCUUACAGUGCUUUGCUUAUCUUGUUGAUAACAAGAUGUUGAAAGAGGAGACAUUUGUGUUACUGGCAGUUUCCAGCAGUUUCAUCAUGCUUCAGGCAUUAACCUCAAAGAAAGAAAAAACAACAGAGAUUGUCAACAUACUCUCAAAUAUCUACAUUCAGAUGUUUGAACUAACAGUUUCGUAUAACCUGGUUUCUCUUCUGUUUGAGCAUCUGACACCAUCUCUAGUUCUCAUGUUUCAGCAGUCAUCCAGCAUUGAAAUUCUUUUGCCUUCAUUCACAACCACGUUGUCAAGAAUAUGGAAUAAAAUGUGUCACUGUGUAAGCAAGGUGUAUGGGCUGUCAUGCAGCUUUCAUGAUUUGAGCAUUUUAUUUCCACUGAUGGAAUGUACACUGCAACAUGCCCAUCGCAAUAUCAGGAAGUCUGCUGUCUCUCUCUGGAACAACACUUUCUGUCAUUUGUCUGAAGAUGUGUACCCUGACUCUCUCAAACUUGUAUUGAGCAAAGCCUUUUCCACCAGCUGUGAUCUGACCAAUCAAGAUUCUGCUUGUCAAACUUCUGAUAGUGAGGUUGUGAAGAAAGCUAAGCCUGAAACUGAAGCCAUUGAUCUUGUCCAAUUCAACUUAAAAACUCUCAAAGUGUCUCUGACAAAACUGGACCAGAAAGCAUGCAAAGAUUUUGUUAAGAUGAAAGAUAGAAAGACUAUUCCCAGCUACAAAUACGAAAUUGUUUUAGACCGUAAAAAUGCCGGAAUAUGUAUACAUGAAAGCAGAACAUCAACUGCUGCUCAUGGCCAGAACAGCACACCAACUACUGCAUCAGAUCAAACCAGCACACCAACUACUGCAUCAGAUCAAACCAGCACACCAACUACUGCAUCAGAUCAAACCAGCACACCAACUACUGCAUCAGAUCAAACCAGCACACCAACUACUGCAUCAGAUCAAACCAGCACACCAACUACUGCAUCAGAUCAAACUAGCACACCAACUACUGCAUCAGAUCAAACCAGCACACCAGCUACUGCAUCAGAUCAAACCAGCACACCAGCUACUGCAUCAGAUCAAACCAGCACACCAACUACUGCAUCAGAUCAAACCAGCACACCAACUACUGCAUCAAAUCAAACCAGCACACCAACUACUGUAUUGGAUGAAACUAGCACACCAGCUACUGCAUUAGAUCAAAUCAGCACACCAACUACUGCAUCAGAUCAAGCCAACACACCAACUACUGCAUUAGAUCAAACCAGCACACCAACUACUGCAUCAAAUCAAACCAGCACACCAACUACUGUAUUGGAUGAAACUAGCACACCAGCUACUGCAUUAGAUCAAAUCAGUGCAUCACCUACUAAAUCAGGUCAAACCAGCAAAAUAACUAUUACAUCAAAUCAAAGUAACACACCAACUGCUUCAGAUGAGGAUGAUUCACCUUCUUUGGACAAAGAGAAGACAGCGGCCCAUGUCAUUGAUAAUUUAUUAAAAGAAAUGUUGGAAGGCAGACUAUUGGACUUGACAGCUGAGUCUCAAAGUAAAAAGAAAAAGAAAGAGCAGCAUGUUGAUGUUUGUGAAGAAAGAAAAGUGCCAAAAAAAGAAAAGAAUGUAGAUUAUGAAGAUACUCUUCCACUGAAACACGAAGUGAAACUUCAAUUUCUGAAUAGUAAAGAGCUUAUAGACCUGAGUACUUUUUACUCUGACUUAAUUAUGGCCAGUGUCACUGGACUAGAAAAAAAAGCCUUUGUGUUCUCAUCCUUGCCAUUGUCUGAUCUGUUGAAGAUAGCAACAAAGUUAAUGAAAGUAUUGCAGAUGGUGGAAGAUGAAGUCCUCAAGAGACAGCAGUCUCAAGAUAUGCCACCAUUAAAAUAUGAAGAAAUUCCGUUAUUAACAUGUGAAGAUCUAGAAAUGCCAGUGUUGAAAUGUGAAAGACAGGAAUCCAUUUUUUGUUACAUUGAGACAGGUAACAGGUAGACAGUUUGGCAGGAUUUAGGACACUUAAAAAUGUACAUGCUCUUUAGUUAGUUUAGAAAUGUUUAAUUAGUUCAGAAAUGUUUAAUUAUUUCAGAAAGUUUUAAUUAGUUUAAAAAUGUUAAGAUUUUAAGUAACACUUUUUGUUCUAUUUCUAGUUCUAUAAUAGGUUGUGAUUUUCAAACUGACUGUGAUUAAGAAAUCUAGUCACACACAUUUUUACUAUGUCUUAAUCUUUAUCAAUAAUCAAUUGAUCAAUGGUUUGAGUUACCAACCUGAAGUUUUUUUUUUGUUUUUUUUUUAGAAGUAGUGCUUUUUUUGUUGUUAUGCUCACACUAUUACAUACAGUGUACCUUUUUUUUUU
Molecule: messenger RNA, 3805 nt
Organism: Biomphalaria glabrata
Lineage: Eukaryota; Metazoa; Mollusca; Gastropoda; Planorbidae
Exons: 22
Coding region: 115-3444 (1109 amino acids)
Biological process (GO): telomere maintenance
Cellular component (GO): nucleus
Source: RefSeq, a predicted model, not a curated record